GAUAAGAAAACAGAAGUUAAGACCAAAGUGAUGGAAGGAGAAUGUGUUGCAUUUUGCAUAGUGGUAGCCGGAAGAAUGGGCUGCCACGUCGGGUGUCCAAAUGUCGACAAGCCGUCACACAGCCGUUGUCAGCUGCUUAUUAAACCGCAAUGCCAACAGUCAAUGUCUUCCACACUAAAAAAAAAGUCAAACAAGAGUUUUAGGUUAAAUAGUAAAAUUGGAAAGAAAGAGGGUUCUUGAGUACAGUAUGUCGGCUAUGUUUUGAGUUUAAUUAAUAUAAAAAAAAAUUGGGAAAGAAAAAAGUGACGGCGCAGCCACAUAACGCAUAUCUUUAGCCGCCUAACAUGACACAUAUCUUCUCGCUCUCUUUAUAUAUAACACACGUAGACAUGUCACGUUUGGUUAACUUUAGGGUUUUAUGGUGAUUGAAUACAAACGAAAACAAGACUUUCCUAUGGUGAAAGAAGGAAUGGUCAUGAACGAGAAGCCAAAGAGAAAUCUCAUGAGCCCCAAUGAGAAGCGAUACAAAGGGAUAAGGAUGAGGAAGUGGGGGAAGUGGGUGGCUGAGAUAAGAGAGCCUAACAAACGAUCACGGAUCUGGCUUGGUUCUUAUAAAACCGCGGUUGCAGCGGCACGUGCCUAUGACACCGCUGUGUUUUACUUACGAGGUCCAUCGGCGAGACUCAAUUUCCCCGAACAGGUCUUACAAGAUGGAAACGGCGGUGAAGGUGUAGGAGGAGACAUGUCUGCGACGUUAAUACGGCAGAAGGCGGCUGAGGUGGGAGCUAGAGUCGACGCGGAGUUGCGGUUAGAGAAUAAGAUGGUUGAGAAAUUAGACAUGAAUAAGUUGCCGGAGGCAUAUGGAUUGUAAUUUUUUAUAGUUUGGUAGUUUAUAGGUUGGAGAUUGCCCGGAGACAGAGUUAAACAGAGGUUCUCUGACUCAUAUGAGGCUUAAUAUAGUUGAAAUUUGCUUUUUUUUUUUUUUUUUUUUUU
Messenger RNA from Arabidopsis lyrata subsp. lyrata, 993 nucleotides. RefSeq names its product ethylene-responsive transcription factor RAP2-9. Gene Ontology annotation, molecular function: DNA-binding transcription factor activity; DNA binding. Lineage: Eukaryota; Viridiplantae; Streptophyta; Magnoliopsida; Brassicales; Brassicaceae. The transcript has a single exon. Gene Ontology annotation, biological process: regulation of DNA-templated transcription. The record is from RefSeq and is a predicted model, not a curated record. Bases 419 to 871 code for a protein of 150 amino acids.